GUCUGUCAUGCCUCGGGAGCAGAGGCUGCAAAUGCAGGUGUCUGCAGGGGCCAGGCGGGUGACACCAGCAGGGACUCGUGGUCAACUCGGACCGAACUCGGGCCGAACUCGGGCCUGUCUUACUGAGCCGGACAGAACCUGCUGGCUCUUCAGCCCUUUCCUGUGGGCCCACUGCCUCGUCCUCUGGCGGUUCACUUCAACCCAGGACCCACCUUCCAGAUGAGAGGAAGAUCCCGGGCAACUCUCCUGGGCAGAGACUCCCUCUUCCUGUGGUCCCAACGUACUGUGGUCCAGGUUCAAGUGCACGUCCCCCUGGAGGGUCCCAGUGGCCUUGUCCAGUCCAUAGGCCUAUGCCUACAUCCUCUCUGCCUCUGCUGAGCCAUGACCAUGGGGCACGGAUCCCUGGGCUUACUGUGACCUCAUUUAUAUGAAAUGUCCAGAAUAGACAAAUCCACAGAAAGAGUGUGGUCGUGGGGUCUAUUAAUCCACCCAGGCUGCCGAACAAAGUACCACAGACCAGGGGACUUAGACAAUGCAAGUGUGUCUUCUCUCAGCUCUGGAGGCCGGAAGGCAGAGAGCAGUGUUGAGAGGGCUGGUCCCCCUCUGAGGCCUCUCCUUCUCCUUGGCUGGUAGACGGCCUCCUUCCCCCGUGUCUGCACACGGGCUCCCCUCUGUGUCUGUGUCCUAAUCGCUUCUCACGACACUGGUCACACUGGACUAGGGCCCACUCUACUGGCCUCACUUUGCCUCUUUAAAGACGGUGUUUCCGAAUCGGUCACGUUCUGAAGUGCUGGGGCCAGGACUUCAGCGUGAGAAGGGAGGUUAAGGGGGCACACAGUCCAGCCCUUGACACAGGAGGACUGGGGAGUGACUGCUGGUGAACACGGAGCCUCUGUUUGGGGCGAUGAAAAUGUUCUCGAAUGAGUGAUAAUCAAUGGUGAAAACCGCUGCCGUACUCUGAAGGGGUGCGCUUUGCCCUGGUAAGAGGAGCCUGGUUUGCAGAGGGAGGAGAACAUGGGGUGCAACCAGCUGGCAGGCUGGCAGGGGUCCCGUUACCGGGGGCCUCCCAAACCCCAGCAGCCCCCCGCAUGUCUGCCCCCCACGGAAGACUUUGCCCUUCUCCACAAUGUCCAGCAUGAGAGCCAACACUGCAGACCCUUCUGACUGGGAUCGGAAUGGGGACAGUUUGUUUAUUUACUUGUUUAUUCAUCAGUCUUCACUUGAGGACAUGCUUAUUGAUUUACUGGUUUUAGAGAAAGAGCAGGGGGAGGGACAGGGACAGAAACAUCUACACAAGAAAGCAACAUCGAUCGGUUGCCUCUGGAAUGCGUUCCGACUGGAAUCGAACCCGCAGCCCAGGCAUGUGCCCUGACUGGGACUUGAACCCAUGACCUUUCGGUUUACAGAUGAUGCUCCAACCGACUGAGCCACACUGGCCAGGGCAGGACACUUUUUAAACCUCCGAGGGCCAACUUCCUUCCCUGGCGGGCACUUAGCCGUGUAACAGACGCAGCUCAGGGUGACCUCUUGGUUAUCGAUACACAGGGCGUCUCCCGUGUGCCAGGCACUGUUCUAAGUCCUGGUCAAGCAGUGUGUCACUUGGCUCUUCAAACAAUCUGGUGAGAUCGGUACCAUUUUAAAGCCACGCUGCCCACACAGCCAAUAAACGGCAGAGUCAGAACUCGGACCCUGGCAGCCUGGCUCCGGGGCCUGUGCUGUGACCCACGACUGCGCUGCUUUGUAACAGCCCUACGAGUUGGAGCGUAUCAGUCUGUUGUCCUCAUUGUACAGAUGAGGACACUGACGCCCAGCAAGGUCCGUGACUCGGCGUGGGUCACACCGUGAGUCAGGGUGGUGGGAACGGUGUGGGCAAGUGCAUGUGGGUAAGUGGCCUUGGUGCCUGGGAAACCACAGGGACAAAGUCUGGGGGCAGGUGGGUCUGGCGGGGAGGCUGUGAUUGGGGAGAGGCAGGGCUCAGGGCCGGGCCCCUGCCUCUCGCCGCCUGGGUGCCCAGGCUCAGCCCUGCUCCCCCCAGCUCUCAACCCACCCCUGGAGGCGGCUCUUUGGCAAGGCUGCGGGACAGCCGGCCCUGCCAGGGGGGUCAGGGACAGUGUCAUGAGUGCCAAAGAGACAUCCAAGGGGUUGCCCGGGGGCAGAGCGCCAGUGUCCCUGGGAAGCCACCUCCCAGCUUGGGGCGGAGUGCGGCAGAAACCCUCGUGACCUUGUGGCUGACAUUCUUUAGUGGCCACGUGGCCCCAACUGGCAGGGACAGCUGCAGACAGGGGCCGGACCAGCUUUGUUCCCAGGGUGGCCCUCCAUCGGGCCCUACUCAACUGGUGCUGCUUUCCUUCCCUGGGCUCAGUGGACAGCUGGCACUGUGGGUCCCCCGCCAUGAGAGUCUAGAGGCAGCGAGCCACCAGGGUCUGUCCGUGUGGGGCUCUGGGAGGAUGGGACAGGACCAGACGAAGCAGCAGAUCGAGAAGGGGCUCCAGCUGUACCAGUCUAACCAGACAGAGAAGGCGCUGCAGGUGUGGAUGAAGGUGCUGGAGAAGAGCUCGGACCUCGUGGGGCGCUUCCGAGUGCUCGGCUGCCUGGUCACUGCCCAUUCGGAGAUGGGCCGCUACAAGGAGAUGCUGAAGUUUGCCGUGGUGCAGAUCGACACCGCUCGGGAGCUGGAGGAUGCCAACUUCCUCCUGGAGAGCUACCUGAACCUGGCGCGCAGCAACGAGAAGCUGUGUGAGUUUCACAAGACCAUCUCCUACUGCAAGACCUGCCUCGGCCUGCCUGGCACCAGGGCAGGCGCCCAGCUCGGAGGCCAGGUCAGCCUGAGCAUGGGCAACGCCUUCCUGGGCCUCAGCCUCUUCCAGAAGGCCCUGGAGAGCUUCGAGAAGGCCCUGCGCUAUGCCCACAACAACGAUGAUGCCAUGCUUGAGUGCCGCGUCUGCUGCAGCCUGGGCAGCUUCUACGCCCAGGUCAAGGACUACGAGAAAGCCCUGUUCUUCCCCUGCAAGGCCGCAGAGCUCGUCAAUGACUAUGGCAAAGGCUGGAGCCUCAAGUACCGGGCCAUGAGCCAGUACCACAUGGCUGUGGCAUAUCGCCUACUGGGUCACCUGGGCAGUGCCAUGGACUGUUGUGAGGAGUCUAUGAAGAUUGCGCUGCAGCAUGGUGACCGGCCACUACAGGCUCUCUGCCUGCUCUGCUUUGCUGACAUCCACCGGAGCCGUGGGGACCUGGAGACAGCCUUCCCCAGGUACGACUCCGCCAUGAGCAUCAUGACCGAGAUCGGAAACCGCCUGGGCCAGGUGCAGGUGCUGCUGGGUGUGGCCAAGUGCUGGGUGGCCAGGAAGGCGCUGGACAAGGCUCUGGAUGUCACUGAGAGAGCCCAGGACCUGGCCGAGGAGGUGGGGAACAAGCUGAGCCAGCUGAAGCUGCACUGUCUGAGUGAGAGCAUCUACCGCAGCAAGGGGCUGCAGCGGGAGCUGCGUGCCCACGUGGUGCGCUUCCACGAGUGUGUGGAGGAGACUGAGCUCUACUGCGGCCUGUGCGGGGAGUCCAUCGGCGAGAGGAACAACCGGCUGCAGGCCCUGCCCUGCUCCCACAUCUUCCACCUCCGGUGCCUGCAGAACAACGGGACACGGAGCUGCCCCAACUGUCGCCGCUCAUCCAUGAAGCCUGGCUUUGUGUGACUCUGUCAGCAGCCGUGGGCUCCUGCCUCAGCUGCCCUGCUCCUGCUCCACCAUCGCACUGCCCCCCCCCCCCGACUGGCCACGUCUAGGACGCCCCCUUACUCCCGGGAAAGCCACCAGGGCCUCCUCGGGCCUCCGCCAGGGCCCGGGGCCUGCCCACUGCUGCUCCUCAAGGCCUUGCGCUCCUCCCACCUCUUUUGCUCUUUAUAGAAAAAUAAACAAUUUGU
Messenger RNA from Artibeus jamaicensis (Jamaican fruit-eating bat), 3913 nucleotides. RefSeq names its product receptor associated protein of the synapse (gene RAPSN). Bases 1878 to 3686 code for a protein of 602 amino acids. Gene Ontology annotation, molecular function: protein-membrane adaptor activity; acetylcholine receptor binding. NCBI's taxonomy places the organism in Eukaryota, Metazoa, Chordata, Mammalia, Chiroptera, Phyllostomidae. The record is from RefSeq and is a predicted model, not a curated record. Gene Ontology annotation, biological process: chemical synaptic transmission. The transcript is spliced from 9 exons. Gene Ontology annotation, cellular component: synapse.